AUGGCCCCAUAUUCCAUCGUUACGAAAGCAGAUUCCGUCCAGUUGUCGACCGACACCAGUCUCCAUCUUCUACACAGAGAUAUUCUCGACCAUCUCGACCCGUCACCCCAUCCUGUAUUCCCGAGGCGCAUCCAGACACCGCAGCAACGGACGCUCACCCACUGGUUGGAGGUCAUGUGA
This is a messenger RNA of Coprinopsis cinerea okayama7#130, 180 nucleotides long. RefSeq lists its product as hypothetical. Lineage: Eukaryota; Fungi; Basidiomycota; Agaricomycetes; Agaricales; Psathyrellaceae. The record is from RefSeq and is a predicted model, not a curated record. The transcript has a single exon. The coding region runs from base 1 to 180 and encodes 59 amino acids.